Messenger RNA from Argentina anserina (silverweed cinquefoil), 733 nucleotides. RefSeq names its product glycine-rich cell wall structural protein 1.0-like. Lineage: Eukaryota; Viridiplantae; Streptophyta; Magnoliopsida; Rosales; Rosaceae. The record is from RefSeq and is a predicted model, not a curated record. The transcript is spliced from 2 exons. Bases 1 to 399 code for a protein of 132 amino acids.
AUGCCUGCUGGAGGAGGAGGAGGAGGAGGUGGUGGUGGUGGUGGUGGUGGGGGUGGGGGUGGAGGUGGAGGCGGAGGCGGUGGUGGGGGUGGUGGAGGAGGCGGAGGCAGUGGGGGUGGAGGAGGAGAACCUGGAGGUGGAACUGGAGGACCAAAAGGCGGAGAUGGGGGACCUGGAACUCCUGGAAGUGGAGGUGGCCAUGGAGGACUACAUGGUGGGGUGGCUGGCGAUGCUGGUGAUUGGUCACCUGGACUUGGACCAAAUGAUGGCUUAUGUGAUAUUAUGCGUGUUUGGGCAAAGUUCUUGUGUUGCUGCCGGUUUCUAGACUGCUUUGGUGGUUCACCAGGACCCGACAGCCCACGCGGACGGACCGCCACCCAAAUAAACACUUCAAAUUGAUCAAUAUCAGGGUCAUCUUCCUCUUCUGUUGAUGGUUAUUUUCUAUGUAUCAAUGUUUUUCUUUUUAUUCAACUACGUAUCAAUGUUAAAUAAAUCAUAAUAAAUUAAAACUAUUACGAGAUGUUGAAAGUUGCAUCACUCUGCUGCCGGUUAGAGUUUGUAAUAGUCUUAUGUUUGUAUGUUCUCUGAUUGAUUGAAAAGAUAAUGCUUAGAUCAAGCAUAUUUGUCCUAGUUUAGAUACGUAGCUUUAUAUUCUAUUACCUUAUCGAGGAGAAGGGUUUUUCUUUUCCAGCUAGCUUUCUAGCUUGGAUUAGAAUAAAAUGUGAUUUGGAUG